AUUAUGUGGAACUGGGCACACCUUAUCCUUUCUACCCCUGUUACGCUUCCGCAGGAAAAACGCUGAGUGGAUAGAAGCCAGCCAAGCGAUAAUAUCAGUUCCAUGAUCUUGGUUAGUAAUUAGAAAAAAAGAGUAAUGGCUUCAGUACCAUCAUGUGCAACUCGUCUACUCUUCGCUUCCAAACCUCAAAAGCCUCCAUCUUUAUUGCCCAAAUUGAGUUCUAAGUUUCUGGGCAUGCAAAAUAAGGGCAGUUGGGUGAGACCCUGCAGAAUUGGUCCCUCCAAUGGGUCAAGAGUAAAGUGUUGGUUCAAGUUUGGUAAGAAUGGCGUUGAUGCUGAAGGAGCUGGCAUUUAUGGCAGUCAAUCCCGUGAUGACUUUGAUAGAGAUGAUGUUGAGCAGUAUUUCAACUACAUGGGGAUGCUUGCUGUUGAAGGUUCAUAUGACAAGAUGGAGGCUCUUCUAAGUCUAAAUAUCCAUCCAGUAGACAUCUUGUUGAUGUUGGCUGCUUCAGAAGGUGACAAGCCCAAAAUUGAAGAGUUGUUAAGAGCUGGAGCAAGUUACACAGUCAAGGAUGCAGAUGGACGGACUGCACUUGAUAGAGCCAAUGAAGAAAUCAGGGAAUUCAUCAUUGGGUUCUCAGUUCAAAAGGCAUGAUGUUUAGAUAAAUUUACCAAUCCAUUAGCUUGUAUCAUGCUUAGUAGUUGUUGCUUCUCAUGCUAUAAUCUGCAAGUUGGCGCAUUUAGUCAUUAAGUCUGUGCAUAAUGCAAGAGCGGGUAGACGAUAUCAAAGGAGCUUUUAGUUUAACUUUA
This is a messenger RNA of Manihot esculenta (cassava), 809 nucleotides long. Its product is annotated as protein LHCP TRANSLOCATION DEFECT. The record is from RefSeq and is a predicted model, not a curated record. Gene Ontology annotation, biological process: granum assembly; intracellular protein transport. The transcript has 2 exons. The coding region runs from base 136 to 654 and encodes 172 amino acids. NCBI's taxonomy places the organism in Eukaryota, Viridiplantae, Streptophyta, Magnoliopsida, Malpighiales, Euphorbiaceae. Gene Ontology annotation, cellular component: chloroplast stroma; chloroplast envelope.